Molecule: messenger RNA, 2304 nt
Organism: Leptidea sinapis
Lineage: Eukaryota; Metazoa; Arthropoda; Insecta; Lepidoptera; Pieridae
Product: ecdysone oxidase-like
Exons: 3
Coding region: 128-2005 (625 amino acids)
Molecular function (GO): ecdysone oxidase activity; flavin adenine dinucleotide binding
Source: RefSeq, a predicted model, not a curated record
GGCAUGCGGAUGAUCGCAUUAAAUGAAUUAAGUAAUUCGUGACGAAAUACAGCCUGGCUAAAUCCAUUAUUUUAAAUUAUUUAAAGUAAGGUGUUAGAUAUUAAAGUGCGCGAAAUUGAACAACACAAUGAAUUUAAAUGUUUUUGUGAAUAAUAUUUUCGGUUAUGUACAAAACUUUAGUUGGAAAUGGAAUCCAAUUUUGCGAUGUGUUAUUCGUGUUCUCGCCCUAUCCCACGCAAUAACGCCCGCGGGAUGGCCGAAAAAUUACAAAUUAAGAGAUGGUGAAACAUUCGACUUUAUCAUCGUUGGUGGAGGUUCUGCUGGCGCUAUAGUAGCUGCACGAUUAAGUGAAAUAUAUCACUGGAGGGUUCUACUCAUUGAGGCUGGCGGCGACCCCCCGUUUGCAAGUGUGGCGCCGAGCUUGUUUUCAACAUUGGCCCAUACCGAGUAUGACUGGGAUUAUAAAGCUCAUCUCGAUCCCGGCGUUGGUAAAAGCCACCCAGGAGGAAUCUUAUACGCAACAAGAGGAAAAAUGUUGGGAGGAUGCUCCUCCAAUAAUUAUGAAUUAUAUCUAAGAGGAGUACCAGAAGACUACGAAGAGUGGAAUGAAGUUGCACCAGGUUGGGGAUGGAAUUCGGUUUUCAAAUACUUUAAGAAGUUCGAGCGAAUGACUGAUCCUAUUGUACUAAAUAAUCCUAAGAAUGCAUAUCUCCAUUCAGCUUAUGGACCGUUAGCCGUAUCUAGACCAAGAAGUAAUACAUAUUUCGAAACUAUGGACGAAAAGAUGCUGAAAUCCUUUGAGGAACUUGGUAUUAAAAGAGUUUUAGAAAAUAAUGGUCCAGAAAAGUAUGGUGCAUCAACACCCCACUUUACUUUUGCUAAAGGCAGAAGGUCGAGUACAGCUGAGGCAUAUUUGAGAUCAAAUAGGGACAGACCUAAUCUAUUUAUAGCUAAAUAUUCUAGGGCUAUUAAAAUAUUAAUAAAUCAUCAGACUUCUAGAGCGUAUGGUAUUCGCGUACGGCAGGAGUCUGGUGAAAUAAUUGAAGUAAAUGCUAAAAUAGAAGUGGUUCUUUCAGCAGGUUCUAUCGAUACUCCAAAAUUAUUGAUGUUGUCAGGUAUCGGCCCUGUAGAAAUUCUGAGUAAAGUCGGCGUAGAAGUUAUAGCCAAUCUUCCUGUUGGUAAAAAUUUGCAAGAUCAUAAAAUAUUUCCCAUAGCAAUAUCAGGCCGCAAAGGAUUUCGAUCAGUACUUCAGAAUUUACUUAUUACAACUCAGCUGGAUUCGUUUCCAACUCCAAUUCAAAGUGGUUUUUUCAAACUUAACAGCUCCUUCUAUCACCCUCAAAACAUAUAUGAUGAAAACAGACCACAGUUUCAAUUUUUCAAUAUGCUCAUCGGGGCCACUGCAUCGCUUGGAAUAUUUUAUGGCUGUCGAACCAUUACUAAUUUCGACAAUCGAUAUUGUCAUUCACUCAGUAAAGCAAAUUUAGGUCAGGAGUUAGAUUUGUUAUCAUUGGUGUUGCUACAUCCUUUGUCAAGAGGCCAAGUAAAAAUCAAAAGUGCGGAUCCAAUGGACGAUCCAAUUAUUGAGUUGGGCUAUUUUAGACAUGCACUUGAUUUACACAGAGUGGCACAAGGAUUAAAGUUUAUUAGCCAGUUAUCUAAAACGUUGUAUUUUAAAAGAAUGGGCGGGGAAAUUAUUAAAUUGGAUAUUCCAGAAUGCAAUCAUUUUAAGUUCCCUUCAGAAGAAUAUUGGUCAUGUUAUGCAUUGAAUACUGUUACAACUCUGUUGCAUUUUUCUGGUACAUGUGCUAUGGGGCCAAAAGGUGUAGUUAAUGAGAGACUAAAAGUGCACAAUAUAGAUGGUUUACGAAUAGUUGAUGCAUCUAUAAUGCCAAAAAUACCAAGUGGUAAUACAAACGCUCCAACUAUGAUGAUUGGCGAAAAAGCAGCUGAUAUAAUAAAAGAAGAUUAUGGAGUGCUUUAUAAUAUCAAUUUGAAUAAUUAAUUAUUAGAUAUUGCAAAUAAUUAACGUGAUUCAGAUUGUGUUAUUUCUAUAAGAAUCAAAAAAUCUAUGGUCUGCUAGAUUUGUUAUCAAUGCGAGCUGUAAAACAAUUUUGAGAUUGGAAUUGGGACAAGGACUGACUGUUUGACUAUUAUGUGCAUUUCUGUGUAUUGUCAUCAUAAUUUCGAAGUAUUAGACCGGAAAUUUUAUGUGAGAUAAAAUGCGUGAAUUGAACUGAUUGUAACACCAUUCAGGCUUAUUGUGUAAAUAGUUAUUUAAUAAAUGAAUGAAUUUAGAAUAUA